AUGCUGAUUAACGCUGAGCAGGUGUGGACUGGGUCGCCGAGCCGGCAGGCAGCCUCGGAAUGGUUGAUAGGAAAUUGGGCAACGCGUAUCGCAGCACCUCGCAGCCUUUCAUCAGACCGGGAGCAAGUCCAAGGUUUUCGAGGAAGCGUAUGCCGCAAGUUGCAGCGUUUUGCACUGUUCCCAGGUGCUCCGUGGGACAGCUUGUUCGGGAACACGCAAAAAGUCGUUGUGCCCAACAGCACCAGAGAGGUUUUAGAUCAGCUGAAGGCCAGCAUGAGCGUUCUGGUGAAAUCUGGUCUCCCGCGGGCUGACGUGGACUUACCAGCAGGUCUCCGGCUGGGCUUGGAGAACGUUAUGGACCCGUUGGUUCAGCCGGCGGAGGAUCCAUCCAAACAACAAAUUCUGCAGGCAGACCGCGAACUCGCCCGGGUGUUCUUGGCUAUGUUCAAGGUCGUGAAAGACAGCUUGAGCAUCGUCUUCCGCACCAGCAAGCAAGCCGCAGCCGCCAAAAAACGCUGGGGGAACGCCGUCGGCAGAGCUCGCAUCGUCUCUAUGCCCAAAGGUGGCACCCAGAAGACAGCUUUUUCGAGCUCCAAUGACGGAGAGAUGAGCAGCGCUUUCGUUCAGUCAGUCAAGGGCAUGCGUGGUGGCUUUGUGGUCGUCGUAGCCCCACGAAGACCACAGCUAGAGGCAGUGGCGCGCGCUGCCGAAGAGGUCGACAGCAAGACUGGCUUCAUUCUUCUCAACGCUCGCCUCCGUGGGUCCAAGAAAGAUCAGCUCCGUGAGGAAGUUUCUGCAGGGUUCAAUGCGGCCUUUCAUCUACGCCUGUGCGGAAGAGACGGGGAAGGGCUUGUAUACAGAUCCUUGCAGGAUGGCAGCUCACCAUGGAUUCUGGCCCGGCGAAACCUCCCGAGCACCAUUGCGAAGGAGGUCGAGCGAAGUUUCGACGAGCCUUCAGAUGAGCGGAUCAGGGAUGUUUUCUCAACAUAG
This is a messenger RNA of Symbiodinium natans, 990 nucleotides long. The record is from the annotation of a GenBank genome assembly. Lineage: Eukaryota; Dinophyceae; Suessiales; Symbiodiniaceae.